Papaver somniferum (opium poppy) is the source of this 5228-nucleotide messenger RNA. RefSeq lists its product as uncharacterized. The transcript is spliced from 10 exons. The record is from RefSeq and is a predicted model, not a curated record. Bases 263 to 5062 code for a protein of 1599 amino acids. Lineage: Eukaryota; Viridiplantae; Streptophyta; Magnoliopsida; Ranunculales; Papaveraceae.
UGUGACUUGGGUACCUACCAGAUGCCAGUUAUGGACGAAGAAAUUAACUGGGAAACCAUGAGGACCUGGGGAUUUAUUAGGUUUCAUAUUUUUAAGGACUAGUAAAAUUUCCUCGUUAGAAGGAAUAGCUAGAAUUCUAUCAUUGUCUGAAACGGAGACAACAACAUUAAUAUCAGAGAAUAUAGGGUACAUUUGUACAAUUUGGAAUGAAAGCAGAUCAAUACCAACAGUAAUGGUUUAGUAGCAUCUUCAGGGAUUUGAUAUGGGUUCUGAUGGAGAUGAUGUGAAGGAUUUAACAACGGAAAAUGAAAUUGCAGAUGAUGACUUGGAAACUCAAAGACUUGAUAGUGAAUCUUCAUUGGAACUCAGUGAUUUUAAUGAGCUUGAAUUCCAAUCCACGGAACUAUUUAAUGGUACGAGUACGGCUCCAGUUGAAAUUGAGACACAGGUAUGGGUGGAUGAUGAGACUCAGGUGGUCGUAGAAGAUUGCGAUAACGAUGAUGAGAAUGGGACUAUGACACAGUUAGUGGUAGAUGAUACCGAGGUACAGAAUUAUAGUGAUGGUGAUGAUGGAGGAUUGUCAGAUAGAACUGAUAUACUGACUGAGGCUGGAGAAUCUGGCUGUGAGUCCGAAAGAGGAGUUGGAUUAGGAGAUGAUGAUGCUGUUUAUUUCAAUGAUUCAACCAGUGAAUGCCGCAAUUCAGGGCAAAAUGUUUCCACUGCAAUACCGCUGAGCAACGGCACCAAAGAGCCAGAUUGUGGGCUUGUACCAAGUAUUGAUGGAACCAAUGCCAACCGAGCUUCAAUUCUGAAUGGCAGUGAACCCACCUCAUCAGCGGCAAGUGAUGAGGAUGGUGAAAUGGCUGGUAUAGAUGAUCCAUCUUCGUUUGAGGAGGAAAGAAUAGAUGUUGAUAGGGAUUAUGAAGGUGAGAACAUGAAGUUGAAGGAUGAUAUAAGAAAUAGGGAUGCAGUGAGAAAGCUUUUUGCUGAUGAAACACCAUAUAAAAACAGUGGAGCAACAAAUCAUUGUGACAGUACCCAUGGAGAAAGAGAUUAUCCACAGUUGGAUGAUGGUCACAAGUUGGCGGAUUUAAGCUAUCUGAACUCCCAAGAACCCGGGGAGCUAUCACAAGCUAAUGCGUUGGACGUUGUGGACAAGUUUCUUUUAAUUAAUAAUGUGGAUUGUUCUCAAGAAGAUAAAGUUUACCUUGAAAAAAUGGUUAAAGAGAAAUCACCUAUUGUCCCAAGUGCAAAGGGCCCUCGGAUUCUGGCACAUAGAAGCAAUACUAAAAGUCCAGUUGGCGGAGUAGGUACCCUUGACUGGGAUGCUAGCCGUGAGGAUGAAGGAGGGGGUGAGUUCUUUAGUAAGAACAAGGAUGUGUUGUUCCCAAGCUGUGGACGUGGACGCGGACGAGGACGCAAAUCCUUUACACAACCUAGGAUCCCCAGGAGUCUCAAAUUCGGACAGGGAAAGAGCAUGGAUGAUAAGGAACAAGAUUUAAACCUCCAUCAGAAAAUAAUGGGAACAGUUCAUUCAGAUUCAAGGCUAUUGUUGCAAAAGUUGAGAGCAGAUGAUAAGAAUCUACCCCAAAUAAAAGCUAGAAAGAAUCUCUUCCAGGAAUUCGAUGAACAGAUGAAUCUAGAGUCUGCAGAGCAGCAACUAGAAGAAACUAAUAUUGUCAAAGACUCUCGGGGGAUGUAUGAUGUUGGCAUUGACACUCAAAGGGCUGCAGAAGCUAUGGAAGCCUUGGUUUGUGGGUUUCCAAACAGCCAUGCUACUGCCGAUGCUAUUCAAGUUUUACCAAAUUCGGGAGAUGUGAUGGGCAUUACAUCUUACCAAGACCAUGCAUCCACGCGGAAGAGGCUUUCUUCAUCUAAUGUAGAAGGUCUUUUUAAGCAAUCCAAGAGAACAAAGACACAUGAUACCAAAUUAAGUACUGAAAUUCUAACUUCGUCUCGAAUGGGUUCUAAGACUCUUGGGGAGGACUUGAGACAGGAUUUCACAGCAACACCAAAACAAAAGAGGGGCAGGCCGAUAUCCAUCGAAAAACCAAAUACUGGAAUUUCAGUUCCUAUUUCAUCUCGAUUACGUUCUAAGGGAACUAAACUGGAGGCUUUUAGUGGGAGUUCAGCAAUUAAACCAAAACAAAAAAGGGGUAGGCCAAAGUCUGGUGUAAGCUCAAGUACUGGGAAUGCUGCUGCUCUAUGUGAAACCUCUAGCAGGAGAUUGUCAAAAGUGGUUGCUCAGGGAAAAGCAGUGGGAGUAGUUGACAAAUCUAAUUCCAAUGAGGUAGAUAAACACACUAAGUCCCCCCUCAGCGGAAUGAGUUCAUCUACUACACGGCAGUUACUGAAUAAGAAUCCAAGUCCCGUCGCCCGUCGUACCAGGCAAUGUCGAACAAUAGAUGCACUUAUGAAGCCAGAGAACUUACCUGGUGGUUCUGGUGAAAAGAAACAUGAUGAUAUGCCGGUGGCCAAUGCUGUUGAGACAGAGAAAGUAUGCAGUAAAAUGGGAACAUAUACUCUCGAGCCCUCGGUUUGUAAAGGAAGAUGCUCUGAAUCAGGUCGCAACCUAAUUGAUGAUGUUAUAAAGGAUAAGCCAACAACUCUGCAUGAGCCGCUAGGCCUCGAUUUCUCACAUGAAAGGUCAGCUGAUACCUGUUCGGAAGUAAAUCGGGAGCGCAAACAUGGAGGAAGGGAAAAGAAUGUGAGCAUGUCAGGUCACUUGAAGGAAUCUGGUAACUUGGGUAGUUCGUCCACAGUAGUUGAUGGGGUGUUAGAAGUUAAUGGACCCAUCAGAAGGUCGAGUAGGUUAAGAAAUGAUAUAAGAAGCAGUGUUGUGGAGCUAGAUAUGAAUAGGAAAACACAAUCAUCUAAAUCUAUUCAUCCUUCAUCUUCUUCAGUCAAGAAUUCCAAGGGAAAUUUGGUAGAGCAAGUUGUUGAACCUCUUUGUGCUUACGCUGUUGUUAAUGGCUCUUUAUCUCUGAAUGAUAAAGCUAUUCUUAAAGAUGAUGGCAAAGCUACAGCUUCGAAGAAAUUUGAAAAGGAUGUGAGCAUGGAAGGUCACUUGAAGGAAUCUGGUAACUUGGGUAGUUCGUCCACAGUAGUUGAUGGGGUGUUAGAAGUUAAUGGACCCAUCAGAAGGUCGAGUAGGUUAAGAAAUGAUAUAAGAAGCAGUGUUGUGGAGCUAGAUAUGAAUAGGAAAACACAAUCAUCUAAAUCUAUUCAUCCUUCAUCUUCUUCAGUCAAGAAUUCCAAGGGAAAUUUGGUAGAGCAAGUUGUUGAACCUCUUUGUGCUUACGCUGUUGUUAAUGGCUCUUUAUCUCUGAAUGAUAAAGCUAUUCUUAAAGAUGAUGGCAAAGCUACAGCUUCGAAGAAAUUUGAAAAGGAUGUGAGCAUGGAAGGUCACUUGAAGGAAUCUGGUAACUUGGGUAGUUCGUCCACAGUAGUUGACGGGGCGUUAGAAGUUAAUGGACCCAUCAGAAGGUCGAGUAGGUUAAGAAAUGAUAUAAGAAGCGCUGCUGUUGAGCUAGAUAUGAAUAGGAAAACACAAUCAUCUAUAUCUGUUCAUCCUUCAUCUUCUUCAGUCAAGAAUUCCAAGGGAAAUUUGGUAGAGCAAGUUGUUGAACCUCUUUGUGCUUACGCUGCUGUUAAUGUCUCUUUAUCUGUGAAUGAUAAAGCUAUUCUUAAAGGUGACGGCAAAGCUACAGCUUCUAAGAAAUUUGAAAAGGAUGUGAGCAUGGAAGGUCACUUGAAGGAAUCUGGUAACUUGGGUAGUUCGUCCACAGUAGUUGACAGGGUGUUAGAAGUUAAUGGGCCAAUCACAAGGUCGGGUAGGUUAAGAAAUCAUAUAAGAAGCACCGCUAUUGAUCUAGAUCUGAAGAGGAAAACACAAGCAUCUGUAUCUGGUCAUCCUUCAUCUUCUUCAGUCAAGAAUUCCAAGGGUAAUUUGAUAGAGCAAGUUGUUGAACCUCUUUGUGCUGACACUGCUGUUAAUGGCUCUUUAUCUGUGAAUGAUAAAGCUCUUUUUAAAGAUGAUGGCAAAGAUGCAGCUUCAAAGAAAUUUGAAAAGAAAGGCGAUGCCAGUCCUGUAUCAACUCCUAAAGAUGUUGCAGGGGAAAAUACUGGAUUGUCAACUCCCAAAGUUAUUCCACAUGGCUUACUCUGUGUUACUCCCGAUAACUGCACCACACCUGCAAAUUUGUCUACCCCAUUAAAUGAGGCAUCACCAAUUUGUUUUGGUAAUGGCUAUCAGAAACUGUCGUGUAAAAGAAGCCUCUCGAAGCCAUCUCUCGCAAGGGAGCUUAAUGAUCUGUAUAUGGAUGCAGUACAUACUCCUUCAUCCAAAGAUUUGAGGAAAAGGAGAGACAAUGGUAGUAUACAUGUCUUAUUCAGCCGCCACUUGGGUAAUGACAUAAUUAAGCAGCAGAAAAAGAUUUUGGCACGACUUGGAGCUUCAGUUGCAUCCUCUUCUUUGGAAGCCACACACUUUGUAGCAGAUAAGUUUGUGCGUACUAGGAAUAUGCUGGAAGCGAUUGCUCUUGGUAAACCGGUGGUGACACCUUUGUGGCUUAAGAGCUGUGGACAAGUAAGCUGUUUUACUGAUGAGAGAAAUUAUAUACUUAGGGAUUUGAAGAAGGAAAAGGAGAUUGGUUUCAGUAUGCCAAUAUCUCUGACACGAGCAGGCCAAAGUCCACUAUUGAAGGGUAGAAGAGUCUUUGUUACUGCAAGUGUCAAGCCUAGUCAAGAAUUGGUUGCGAGUUUGGUUAAAGCUGUUCAUGGACAGGCUGUGGAGAGAUUAGGAAGAUCUGCCAUGAAAGAUGAUAAAGUUCUAGAUGAUCUUUUAGUUUUUUCAUGUGAAGAAGAUUAUGAAAUUUGUGUGCCUCUCCUUGAAAAAGGAAUAGCAAUUUACAGUUCAGAGCUUCUUCUGAAUGGGAUUGUUAUGCAGAAGUUGGAAUACGAGAGGCAUCGUCUUUUCAAUGAUAAUAUAAAGAGGACCCGCUCCUCUAUAUGGAUCAGAAAAGAUGGAGAAAAGUUUCUUCCUGUAACCAAGAGUAAAUAGUUUCCUUACAUUUUUCUUUUCUUGUAGCAAUUUGUUGUGCUUUCUUCUUCUAACUCCUGUUUCUCCAAUUUGUAUCUUCCUGUUACUUGCUUAGUCUGAAGCUACAUGUGUAUAUCAUAUCAUCUAUUGUAAAUGUAUUAAUAAAUGAUUUUUUUUUCCGCGAUCA